Molecule: messenger RNA, 996 nt
Organism: Amphimedon queenslandica
Lineage: Eukaryota; Metazoa; Porifera; Demospongiae; Haplosclerida; Niphatidae
Product: riboflavin biosynthesis protein PYRR, chloroplastic-like
Exons: 2
Coding region: 24-902 (292 amino acids)
Source: RefSeq, a predicted model, not a curated record
ACCCAACCCAACCCAAAAUAAAAAUGGCUACUAGAAGUAAACACAGUUCAAAACACAGUGGUAGUUAUCUGCAGCAACGUUUGAAAUCUGGUUAUACUCCCUCUUGUGGCAUCCCUAAAUUUAAAGAACUUUCUCCGGCCACUUCCAAAUCACCAAAUUAUUCUGAGAGAAAACCAUUGAAAGGAGUUCAUAGUCUUCUUAGUCCUGCAAACUGCAUCAGAUUUUAUCAUAGCUAUGAGCCAUACUAUGAGUUCACCAACUUUUUCCUUCAGCCAGUGAAAAUAGAUGGAGUCAUUUGGCCAACAACAGAACAUUAUUUUCAAGCUCAAAAAUUUAUAGGCACGCCUUACUGUGAGGUGAUUAGGAAACUGCCUACCCCACGGGAAGCUUUUCAGUACUCACGUAUGCCAGAGGUAUCACGAUGGCAGAGGAGAGACUGGGCCAGUGUUAAGGAAGAUGUGAUGUUCAAAGCCUUGGCUAACAAAUUUAUGCAAAAUGAAAGACUCAAGAUAAAGUUGCUGGAAACAAAAGAUUGCAAAUUAAUUGAACACACUUACAGGGACUCUUAUUGGGGUGAUGGUGGAGAUGGAAGUGGAUUAAACAGACUUGGUGAACUUUUAAUGGAACUGAGAUCUAUACUGCAAUACAAAGAAGAGGCAGAAUCAAGAAGAAGGCUGCCUUCAUCUUCGCGAUUAAGACGAUCAUCUUCCUUUUCAGGAAAUAUUGAUCGUCUACAUCUCAGUAGGGACACCUCUGCCACUAACCGACUUUCAUGCACUGAUGAUAUGCAUUUACAGAGUUCUCGUCUGCCCUUCCAUUCACAACCCACUCCUGCUGUCCAAAUAAGUAGGAUUACAGGAUCAAGUGUUAAUUAUAAUAUUUUUACAGGAACCCCUAUAUAGAAUGCUUUAUGUUAAAGUUUGUUAAUAUUUAAAAAAUUAUUAUGCAUGAUGUAAAUAAAUGGGUGUUGCCGACAGCAUUUAUAUAUCAUGUUGU